AUGGGUUCUGUUUUCCAUUCAUGGAGCAUUAGCUUCUUCUUGGUAACAUUAACAUCAGCAUUCGUCGGUACAUCCAUGGCCACAGGCUAUACUACCGUAUUCCGGCCAAGCCAAUGGUCUCUUGCUCAUGCCACCUUUUAUGGUGAUGAGACCGCCUCGGCAACUAUGGGAGGGGCUUGUGGGUAUGGAAACUUGUUUCAAAAUGGAUAUGGAACAGAUACAGCUGCAUUGAGCACAGUAUUGUUCAACAAUGGCUAUGCUUGUGGGACUUGCUACCAAAUAAUGUGUGCACAAUCCCCAUGGUGUUACAAAGAGGUAUUCGCCACAGUGACUGCUACUAAUCUUUGCCCUCCAAAUUGGAGUGAGGAUUCUAAUAAUGGUGGCUGGUGCAACCCUCCUCGUGUUCACUUUGACAUGUCCAAGCCUGCUUUCAUGAAAAUUGCCCAAUGGAAGGCUGGCAUUGUUCCAGUUAUGUACCGUAGGGUACCAUGCAUAAGACCAGGUGGGCUUAGAUUCUCAUUCCAAGGAAAUGGGUACUGGCUGUUGGUGUAUGUAAUGAAUGUAGGAGGAGCUGGUGACAUUGCCAACAUGUGGGUAAAGGGAACCAAAACAGGAUGGAUCUCCAUGAGCCAUAACUGGGGAGCUUCUUACCAGGCCUUUGCUAGCCUUGGAGGACAGGCAUUAUCUUUCAAGAUAACUUCAUAUACAACUAAGGAGACUAUUUGUGCUUGGAAUGUUGCUCCUGCAAACUGGAAUGUGGGGUUGACUUAUAACACAAAUGUGAACUUCCGUUGA
Hevea brasiliensis (rubber tree) is the source of this 795-nucleotide messenger RNA. RefSeq names its product expansin-A7. Bases 1 to 795 code for a protein of 264 amino acids. Gene Ontology annotation, biological process: plant-type cell wall organization. The record is from RefSeq and is a predicted model, not a curated record. Gene Ontology annotation, cellular component: extracellular region. The transcript has 3 exons. Lineage: Eukaryota; Viridiplantae; Streptophyta; Magnoliopsida; Malpighiales; Euphorbiaceae.